Messenger RNA from Ctenopharyngodon idella (grass carp), 2888 nucleotides. It is a transcript of the gene cfap99, whose product is annotated as cilia and flagella associated protein 99. The transcript has 15 exons. Bases 467 to 2446 code for a protein of 659 amino acids. Lineage: Eukaryota; Metazoa; Chordata; Actinopteri; Cypriniformes; Xenocyprididae. The record is from RefSeq and is a predicted model, not a curated record.
AAUAAAUUUGUCAUACUGUCUUCACAUAAUUCUUUUUUAUUUUUUACUUUUUUUUUUUUUUUUUUGUAAAGCACUUUAAGGUUCCAAAAUGCGUUUUAAAUUAAUUUUAUCAAUAUUAUAUUUUUCCACUAAAUGUUUAUUUAUUUUGGACAAAAGAGAACAAAGGGAAUAGCACGGGAUAAUGAAUAGUAAUAGGCUACUGACGUCCUCUCAGGAAAAGUCGGACCGCCUCGCUGUUUCCAGGCAACAACAAAACACUGUCGUUGCUGGAUAGAUGUUUUUUAUAGGAUAUUAUCGUAAAUCUAAACCUAUUCAUAUGGUUCAAGAUAGUAUUUUUUCCCUAUACUAAUCCAUUUUUAUUAAAGUGCUCCAAUAAUCUGAAUCAGAUAAGCUAAGUGAAAAAUUAUCUACAUUAUCGAACUGCAGUCAGAAAGUAUAUUUAGUUUGGCUGAGAAAUCCAGUGAGGAUGAACUACAAAGACCUUGUAAACGAAGUCACAAGGCUCCUGGACGAGUUUCAAGAAGACAAACAAUACAUUGACAAUUUUACUCAGGAUGCUGCCAAGGAUCUUAAGAAUUUUUCCUCUGCUGACCAGAAGUUUAUUAUUGAUACUUUGUAUGGAUGUAUCAUGCACAAAAAGCUUUUGGAUGUUGUAGUCAACAUCUUUUACAUUCACAAUGGAAAAUUUUUAUUAAGAGUGGACCGAAACCUGUUCAUUGUUGUCUGUUAUCUUGCCAUGUUCCAUCUUGAUGAUCUUGGCCUGGAGCAUUUCAGUAGAAUUAUCAAGUCUCUAGACAUCUCAAAAAUGCACAAAUUCCUGAGUUUUUUCUUUAACGUCAACAACCUCACAACACAUAUCCAAAGGGAAUGGAGUCACAUCUAUGAUGCUGCUGUCGUAGAUAAUAACUGGAUCACACCAUUGCUGAGAUGGUGCAAUGAGAUUGAGGCGCUGCUGGAUCAGCUUGCCAAAAAAAUGGGCAGAGGAAGUCUGCCAAAAAAAUCUCCCAGGAAAAACACAGAACCCAGGGAAUUUGAUCUGACCAAGCCCAAAGCUCGACCACUCCCUGCUCCUGAAGUCAUUCCACAGCAGGACAAGUUCAAGCAGGUACCAGUCACCACUCACAGAUCUCCAAAGGAACCAGAGAUUCUGGAUGAGAUGAAGCAGAGGAACCGACAAGAAGCUUUGAAAGUCCUGAAUGAAGCAAACUCUCAGCAGUUCAGAUGUGCAAACCCACAGAAGUCUGAGAAAACUCAAAACGUAAUAUCCCAGAUUCUUCAAAGCCGUGAUGCAGAACUCAAAUUUGACAAGCUUUAUACUUCUGGAAACCCUGCCAGCCAAAAGACAAACAGCUUACCGGUCAGACUGAACACAACAGCCAUACUGCGAGAAGGAGCUUUAUAUAAUCGUCAACUGGAAGAAGCGUUACAAAGAUUCGAGCGAUUGUCACAGGGUGCAAGCGAGCCGUCUGCAUUUCUGCAGUGGCAGAAGGAGAUGAAAGAGAAGGAUCUACAGGAGGAGCUAGCUGAACUGGAGCGCCGAAGACUGGAGGGACGGAUCAGCCAUGAAGAGGCGGUUCUUGCACGAGGACGCGUCUUGGAGCGUAACCACCAUAAAGCUCAGCAGACUAAAGAGGAGACUGCACAGCUUAUGCGAAAGUAUGCAGAGAAACGUAUGAAGGAGGAGAAGGAAAUGAGAGAGCUUGUGCAACAAGUGGCCGAUGGUCACAAGAACUCUAAAGCCGCCAAAGAUAAGCUACAAGAAAUCAAACAACGGAUAGUUAAGGAAGUCUCAGAGCAGAGCAGGGAACUCCUCAGCCAGGCUCUGGAGGAAGCUCAGGCCGAGCUAAGCAGGAAGAUGGAGCUCAUUCGUCAGAUUCGUGCUUUUGAUUCAGUCUCUCUGGUCAGACAAAACUUUGUGGAUGACACUGAGACUGCAGGUCAUGAUUUGCUGUGUGAGAUGUCUCUGGCGGAGCUGCGGGAGCGUUUGGCGCUCCUGAGAGAGACAGAACAAUGUGAGCUGGAGGACAGAAGACAGCGCAUCUUUCAGGAGAAACAACUCAAAGAGCAGCUACUACUAGAACAGCUGGACAAUAUCGCUCUACGCAGAAGUCUUGCAGAACAUGCUGCUUCACGCAGUCAAGAAGAGAAAAGAAUGAGAAGCGAACUGCGGGAAGCUGUCAGGAGAGAUGAGAGAGUGCUGGCCCUACAGAAGACCCUGGAGCAGAAACAACAGGAAAGACAGAAGAAAAGGACUGAAAAAAACAGCAUGAAGAAAAAUGAACAGGUGCUUCCACUCACAGUGAAGACCUCCUUCAGCAAAAAGCAGCAGGUUCUUGAGGAACAGCACUGGCAGGAGUUGGAACGCAAUUUGGAACAACAAAUUCAUGGGGCCUUGCAGCAAUCAAAAAAAAAUAGUGCUGGUCAGAACCACAGGCGAGUUUUCUGAUACCUCAUGACUAAUAACAAACAAAAAAAAAAAAAAAAAAAAAGACUAGAAGCAAUUGAUAUUGUAAAAAUAUAUCUAGGCAUUGUAUAAAAAUACAUAGCUUUAUACCAAGUAUCAUUACUAUCUAUAUUUUAAGUUGGUUUUUAGAUAACACAGGUUGGGCUGGUGUUAAAGAAUUUGGGAUGAUGUUAUGAAAAAGCACUUUUACGGUUAAGUGAACAAUGUUUUGGGUGUGGAAAUUCAACAGAAUGACUGCAUGAUGAUUUCCAUACUGAGAUAUUUCUAAUCAAAACACUACAGUAACAAAGGGCCUUCUCUGUAUUGCACAGGCACACAUACUGAAUAAGGACAUCAGAAUAAAUCAGUUUAGUACAACUUUUUAAUGAAGUUGUUCCAUUUCAUUUAGAAGAAUUACUGCAAAUAUAUUUUCCUGUUACAUUAA